AAAUGGAGAAAAAGGUGGGGUUGUGGGCGUUGGCCGUUGAGUUCGUGGUAAGUGGAUAGUGCCGCCCUCCUUUAACCGUCACUUUCAAAUAUUCUCAGAAAGAUAUACAAAUUGGUGAGAAAACCUAGAUUCAAGAUGACUUGGUUCUUCGUAGUACACAUAAAUUGUCGGAGAUUGAUAAAGAAACCAAGGAAGACAGUGAGAAAUCAAUCUGGGUUUUCAACAAAAAUUUGAGAGAGAGAGAGAGAGAGAUCCUAGUAAUGGAAAAACGCAAUAAGGAUGAUAUGGUGAUAAGGAAAGGGCCAUGGAUGGCAGAGGAGGAUGAAAUACUGAAGGAUUAUGUGAAGAAGUAUGGUCCCAGAGACUGGAGCUCCAUUCGAUCCAAAGGUCUUUUGCCUAGAACAGGAAAAUCUUGUCGGCUGAGAUGGGUUAACAAGCUUAAACCUGACUUGAAAACUGGUUGCAAAUUUUCUGCAGACGAGGAAAGGGUGGUGAUUGAUCUGCAGGCAAAAUUUGGAAACAAAUGGGCAAGAAUUGCAACAUAUUUGCCAGGAAGAACAGAUAAUGAUGUGAAGAACUUUUGGAGUACUAGGCAGAAGAGGCUGGGAAGGAUCCGACAAGCAUCACCUCUACCAAACAAAUCACAGAGGAAAAUAGAGAAAACUUCUGUUCCUACUGAAGCACAUAUUUUGGAGGCUCCAAAUUUCAGUGUGGUUUCAAUGGGGGAUGAAUCAUCGUCGAGCGAUCGAUCUGGUUCACAUCCCAAGGUGGAAAACUUUGAUGGAACCAAUAUGCAACCUAUACCAGAAAUGGCAAACCCAGACUUUCAUCAUCUGGAGACAAAUCUUCCCCUACUGGAUUAUAUGACUAUUGAGCCUAUUGAGAAGAAGCCCUUUGACCCCUUACCCCAAUUCCCCUUCCCACAACUCCCUGAGGACUCCAUGGAUAUCCCACUCAUGCCAGAAGGCCAAGACCUCAUAACUGGACUCUCAGAUACAAAUUUCUUGGGUGCUUUUCCUCAAGGCCUUCAUUUCCCAGUUGGAAUGCCAUAUUUUGGGUUUGAUGGCACUGGUCCAAUUAGUGGAAAGCAUGAGAGAGACAAUCCUGUGAUGCCUGAAAACUGCUUUGAUGACUUCCCUGUUGACAUGUUUGAUUACCUAGAGCAGGUUCCAAGCUCAUCAGGGCGGUGAUCUGGGUUCUCAGAAUAGGCUUACUUGGAUGUAUACCAGAAAGGCUUCAAUUGUGUUCUUUUUCACUCCUUGUGAAUGGUUGUUGUGUAGUAUGGCUAUAUUCAAUACCCCAGAUUCCUCAAAUGUACUGUGGAAGUAGUGACCAACUUUUGUAAUCUUUUGUGCUUUGUGGACAUGCAUGGAUCUGUGUUCUACGUACCAAUGUAAAGUUGCAUUUGCAAGGGAUAA
Messenger RNA from Macadamia integrifolia, 1418 nucleotides. RefSeq names its product transcription factor DUO1. The record is from RefSeq and is a predicted model, not a curated record. NCBI's taxonomy places the organism in Eukaryota, Viridiplantae, Streptophyta, Magnoliopsida, Proteales, Proteaceae. Bases 261 to 1190 code for a protein of 309 amino acids. The transcript is spliced from 3 exons.